AUGAUUCUCGCGUCUUCAUUGAACUCUUUAGCGGCUCUGGCAACCUGGCGCGACACCUGCGACAGGCAGGGCACGCAGUCAUUGAAUGGGAUGUCCUGCAUGGGCAAGAGUUUGAUCUUACCCGGCCUGCGCCGUGGGCUGUGCUUCGCGGCUGGAUUGCCAGCGGCAAGCUGUCCUGUGCCAGGCUCCGUUCCUCAAGCAGAUACAGGAAAAAAGAUGAUGCACAAAGUUGACCGCGACACCCAGAUCAAGAACAUGCGUGACGACAAGGGCGAGAUGGACGCGUUCAAAGGUCACCGUGCUACUUGCGUCAGUAAGUGUAAGAAGAAGCUUGAUGCGGGUACUUGGAAAUAUGAUUAUUCUGGCGGAACUGAUCCGUCCAGGAAGAAAGCUAGGCAGUUCACUCGCGAGAAGGUUUACAAGGAGGCGCUUCUCCCGCCGGCCCCCGAUGUUUUGCCUUGGGCAGAAUGCAUUGAGACCGUUUCGCCCACGCUCCACAGGCAGUUGGGCCACGAAAGAAAGCGGUUGAACGGGCAGGAGGUGGUCAUCAUGCCCCCCAAGAAGGGCACCCCUUGGAAACUCCAGACAGAGAUCUCGAACCUGCACAGGUCCAAGGAGCUCAUUCACGAGCAGAGCUCGGGCGAGAGCGACAACGAGGUGGACGACAUGCUCGAGGAAGUCCAGGAGGCGGGUAUGGCAGGGAUCGAGGAUGCUUGCAAAGGCGCGGCCACGCUCGACGACAUGAUUAAGGCUAUCCAGAAGGAGGCGCAGGAGAAGUCCAGCAGCGCUGGCAUCGCCAACUCGAGCGGGGCGCCGCCGUCGGACGCCAAGGCGAAGAGGAAGUGGGGGUUGGCCGACGUUGAGGACGACGACCGCGGCGUGGUCAUGGCCCGUGAGCUGGAACGUUUCAACACCGCGGACGAGACGUCGGUUUACUUCAAUGAUAAGUGGACGAUCCAGCAGGAGAACAUCCGGAGGUACAUAGACAAGGCCCAGAAAGAGGAGAAGGACGAGACAGAUACCUCUAAGAAGGCGGCGGCGACCCUUGCCAAACAUACUUUCCAGAUGAUGGAUUCCGUGAUGAAGAUGUAUGCUCGCAUCACUGGCAAUAUGUCGGACCCGAAGUGCCAGGAGGCCUGGAUGAGCAGCUACAGCAACCUCAUGGCUUUCUUGUCGGACAAAGACGAGUGCAAGGUCAGGUGCGUUUUCUUUUGGGAAACGCAUUAUGAUUCGCUUGGUAGUCUCCCACAGUGCGACGAGUUCCCAGCCGAGCUCUCCAAGUUCAAGCUCGCGGAGCGCGGCAUCAUCGCAAUUGAUGCUUUAGAAGACGUUGUGCGAUUCCAGAAAACAGCCAUCGGGAACAUGAUCACCUCGAAGCUUCAGCUGCCCCUCGACACCGAAGCCAUCGUCGCGGGCCUAGCCACUCGGUUGCACCCGUUCUUGAUCAUCUCAGCGACUAGUUGGAUUGACGCCGGCGUGCUUGGGCACGUGCGCGAUUUCGAUAAGUUGCUAUGCGCCAAGGACCUGAAAGACAGCAGCGAUGCUGACCGCGUGGCAGAGUUGCAGAAGGUGGUGCAAGAGGGAGGGGACAUGCUGAAUACUGGCUUCCUCUACCUCCUGUGCCAGAACAAGGUCGCUGGCACUAACAUCCUGGCCCGCACCACCAAGGCCGUGAGUGAGUGCAGGGAGCGCGUAGCCUUCUCCAAGGAGGUAGCCCAGAAGAACGCUCGAGUUCGCGAGUUUGUCACAAAGGAAGCGAUCGGGCCCGCAGAUUUCGGGGAGCUGAAGGACAUCAUCACUUUCAUGUCGGCCGGCAAGCAUGCAAGCGCGGAGGACAUGUUGACAUUCCUCAUUGAUUUGGACGCAGCGCUGUGCGCGAUGACCGACUACCUCAUCGGCCUGUGGGUGACGAGGUACAAGGAGACGACAGCUUGGUUCGAAGCGAAUGGCCAGCCUCACGACGAUGCUAUUUCCAUGCUCACCACCUCGGAAGAGCUGCUCGAGCCCAGGCAGGAGAACACCCCCGAGAGCGUCGUGAUCCGCCGCGAGGUCGUGGCCUGCUGCCGCAAGUGGUACAUCAAGCACUUCGUGUUUUCCCAGAGCAAGGACCUCAAGCAGAUGAGCCGCGAGAACAUGAUCGACAUGACAGGCCUCGACCGCUGGCAGUCGAUCGAGAGCUGGCGCGAGAAGAUUGCCACCGACCUCGAGGGGCGCGCCUCCAUGACGAAGACGGCCUGGCAGCUCGUGAAUGCCAACCUCAGGGCCCAGGAGCAUUUUACCGCUGUGUCCAAGGACGUGAAGGAUCACCUGAGCAAGGCAAUGGAGCAGCCGUUCGAGGACGUCUCGGCUUUGUUCUUGGAAUGCCAAGCCGUCAUUGCCGCUCCAGUGUCUGCCGGUGACCUGAGCGACCUCGGCGAGAGAAAGGCCACCUGCGAGAAGUUAUCUUCCUUUGGCCUCGACCCCGAUAUGAAUAGCAAGAUCUCCGGGCUGUUGGAGAAACCAUUAAAUGAGGUGCUGGUGUUGCGGGUAGAGUUUAUGCAACGUUUUAUCAAGAUUACUGCCGCUGGCUGUGGCGUGUUGCUGCAUGGAGCAUCGAUCCCAGAGUCGUUCGAUCACGUCAAGAGUCUCAUCGAGGAGGGAAAGGCGAUGAACACAUUCCUGAGGAAUUCUGCGCGCGACCGCUGGCGGGACAUGGAGAGCUCAACCUUCAAGGCCAAGAUCGAGGACGGCCCUGCCAUCACCCGCUGGUCGGAAGUCGUCUUGGCCACUGCCUUUGAUGCGUAUGCCGAGACCCUCAGCAAGCAGACCGUGGCUCUCUCCGACAUGUGCCCGCCGAGCAGUGCCAUCGAGUCCCCGGCGCUCCUCUCAGACAAGUCCUUGCAGAACACUCUCUUCGGUAAUCCUGAUCGUCACCACCUGAACCCCGCGGUGCAGGCCAUCGCCAGUUUGCUCCAGCGCGUGAAGCAGGCCCAGCAGAACGGCAUCUCGCGCACCAAGCCCUUGAAGAAUGCCUACAAGGACGCCUACGACCAGAGAGCUUACGCGAAGACGUGCAUCAUGGUCGACUGGACGUUGGACAACAUACUGAAUGACCGCAGGACGGCGCCGUCUGAGUUGAGAGCACAAGCUUUGCAGAUCGAGACGGUGAUCCAGAGGACGGCGGCGACUCUCCCCGAGUACUUACUCAACCUCUUGAAGCAGAUGAAGGGGGAGCCUGCCGGUGCCCCCGCGGCCGCCGAGCCCGCGGAGGCCGCCGCGGCCAAGGGUGCCCAGGCUGACGGGUCCGGGGCUGCUCCUCAGGCCGCUUGA
Messenger RNA from Prorocentrum cordatum, 3309 nucleotides. NCBI's taxonomy places the organism in Eukaryota, Dinophyceae, Prorocentrales, Prorocentraceae. The record is from the annotation of a GenBank genome assembly.